Raphanus sativus (radish) is the source of this 1087-nucleotide messenger RNA. RefSeq names its product glutathione S-transferase F6-like. The record is from RefSeq and is a predicted model, not a curated record. NCBI's taxonomy places the organism in Eukaryota, Viridiplantae, Streptophyta, Magnoliopsida, Brassicales, Brassicaceae. Gene Ontology annotation, molecular function: glutathione binding; glutathione transferase activity. Gene Ontology annotation, cellular component: cytoplasm.
AUUACCUUAAUCCCAUAAAAUCUCGAACCAGUAGAAACAAAGAAUCAUACACAUUGAUCAAACUUACUUAUUUCACAAUAAUCAACUCGACUUUGAAAAUAAUCCUUUGACAAGGAGUAUUCAAGAUUGGUGGCGCCGGUUUGGUUUUUGUUUAUUCACUAAGUACUAUGUUUUAGCUGUAUAAAUACACUCUACCGUCUGUGUAUUUAUUUCAUCAACCUCAAAGAUCUCUCACUUUUUAAUUACGAACUAGUAUAAGAGCGAUAAGAAACUCAGUCAAUGGCAGGAUUAGGAAUCAAAGUUUUUGGCCACCCUGCUUCUACAGCCACCAGACGAGUUCUCAUCGCACUGCACGAGAAAAAACUCGACUUCGAGCUUGUUCACGUCGAGCUCAAAGAUGGUGAACACAAAAGGGAGCCUUUCCUUUCGCGUAACCCUUUUGGUAAAAUUCCAGCCUUUGAAGAUGGAGACUUCAAGCUUUUCGAAUCAAGAGCAAUUACUCAAUACAUAGCUCAUGAAUACGCAGACAAAGGAAACCAACUUCUCUCGCCUGGCUCCAAGAACAUGGCAAUCUUGGCCAUGGGUAUGGAAAUAGAAGCUCAUGAGUUUGACUCAGUUGCUUCAAAGCUUGGUUGGGAAAUCUUCAAGAACUUCUUUGGUUUGACCACAGACCAAGCCGUUGUUGAAAAAGAAGAGGUUAAGUUAGGCAAAGUGCUUGACAACUACGAAGCUCGGCUUGGUGAGUCUAACUAUUUGGCUUCUGAUCACUUCACUUUGGUCGAUCUUCACCACAUCCCUGUGAUUCAAUACUUGCUCGGUACUCCAACUAAGAAGCUCUUUGAUGAGCGUCCACAUGUCAGUGCUUGGGUUGCUGACAUCACUUCUAGGCCUUCUUCUCAGAAGAUCCUCCUUUAAGUGGAUUUAUUUUAAUCAAAACUGUUAAUCAGAAAGACUGAAUAAAUAUAGGGAUGACCUCAUUGCCAAUCCCCAUAAACUCUGUUUCCUCUGUUUUUUUUUCAUGUGUACUCUGCUUUUCGUUUUAAUGAGAUAUUGAUUUACAUGUAAUCUUCAGUUAUUAGUCUUGAUA